Molecule: messenger RNA, 5375 nt
Organism: Drosophila nasuta
Lineage: Eukaryota; Metazoa; Arthropoda; Insecta; Diptera; Drosophilidae
Gene: Neto
Product: Neuropilin and tolloid-like
Exons: 13
Coding region: 413-3052 (879 amino acids)
Molecular function (GO): protein binding
Source: RefSeq, a predicted model, not a curated record
UUUUUUUUGUGAAUAGUUUUUUUUUUUUAAUGUGACAACUGUAAAGCAAACGAAAGUGCAAGUGUUUUCAUAAAAAGCGAAACGAAGAGCGACUGUAAUUGAAUUGAAGUAAUCAUAAACAGGCAAAUAAUAACUGUGCAAAACAAAACAAAAAAACGGGUAUAAUAAUCACACUAGUGAAAUAAUUACAAAACGCAAACGUACUUCAGGCCAACAUGGCGCAUGAUUAACGUCAACGUGUUAAGCGCCCUGAUUUAAGAUACACAACCUGAAAACCUGAAAGCGGAAGCCAGACACAGGUGUGUGUGUCUCUCUCUGUGUUUGUGUGUGUGUUGGCAGCAAAAGAACAAUAGGCAAACGCCGAAGUGGCGGGCAAAAGAGAGACGAGAAGAGCAAGAGAAGAGAAGACAAAAUGUGGAGACUCAGCAGAUGGUCGAGUGGUGGUUCAGUUGCUGCUGCUGCCGCUGUUCCUGUGCCCCAGUCAAGCUGCUGCUGGCUGCUAAUACUGCUAAUUAUUGGCCAGACUGUUUAUGCUGCCGCCAGCAUCAUCGAAUCCAGCCGCCUGGAAUCGACAGCAGCUCAACCACAGACAAUAGCGCCAAGCAGCGAGCAUCGAGUGCAGCAGCAGCGGCAACAUCAACAGGAGUUCGGCAAUGCCAGCAGCACCACUUCCGACUAUCGAACAGCAUUUGCUGCUGCCGCAUCGACAACAACAACAACAUCAUCGACCGCAAUCCUCAGCAGCAGCGGGAAGCAGCAUGCUUUAACGCUCGCUCGACCACCUCGCGGGGGACGCUUCAAGCGGCAGGAGGAGGAGGAAGAGGUUGAUCGCUGUCGACUCUUUGUGGAGGGCUCUCCGAACAAGAAUGAACUCUACAGUCCGGAGUAUCCCAAUCUCUAUCCCAAGAACAUCAAUUGCACGAGAGUCAUCACAGCGCCAAAGGGUCAAAUCAUACGCCUGGACUUUCGCAACUCGUUUAACAUCGAGGCCAAGGAAGAGUGCAAAUUUGAUUUUCUUGAAAUACGCGAUGGACAAUAUGGCUUCUCGCAGCUGAUUGGUAAAUUCUGCGGCACAGAUUUCCCACCGGAAAUCACCUCGAAGGAACGGUAUCUGUGGCUGCAUUUCCAUUCGGACGAUACCAUUGAAUACACGGGCUUCAGUGCCGUUUACGAGUUUCUGGAUCGCAAUCGAGAGUCGCCCAGCACGGACCUAAACUGCACAAUCGAAAAGGAUGGUUUUGAAGGCUUCAUCAACUCAACCGAUGUCCCAGCUGACAUAAGGGAGCAGGUGAUACGCGAUAAGAUUCCUCUCGAUUGCAUUUGGCGCAUACAAGUCAAGGAUAAUUGGAAAAUUUUUUUGAAAUUCCUGACCUUUCAGCUAAGCAAACCGAAUGACUGUGAGACGAACUUUCUGGAUAUAUUCCCAGAGCAAACAGUGAUGCCAUUAAGAGUGAAAAACUUUUGUGGCUCGGCGGGCGAAAGUAUUACAACAGAGUCCAAUAUUCUGCACAUGCGAUUUUACGCCGAACAAAGUGCGAUUACCUCAACGUUCGCCAUUCUAUACACAGCGUUUCGGGACCGCGGCUCAGGCAGUUGCGCCAGUGAUGAGUACGAUUGCGAGGAUGCGACCUGCAUAUCACAGGAACUAAUGUGUAAUGAGCGGGACAACUGCAAAUUUCGCUGGGACGAGGAGAAGUGCAAGACUGAAACGAAUGGACAGUCGGAGCACGUGGUCAUCAUUAUCAUUGUGUUUGGCCUGAUACUCGGCGGCAUGGUAAUCACAUUCAUUGUGAACUGCAUUCGAAAGAUAAUACGUGAUCAGAAGAUAAUACGCGAGCACAUACGUGAGUCCAAGGAGAGCAAACUGGACGAGAUGGGACGCAACUCCAAGGCACGUUCGCGUGAGAACAUAUCAAGACAAAAGCAUUCGCAGACCUCGUUACAAAUUCUUGAUGAUGUGUCGAAUCGUUAUUAUCGCGAGGCUGUUCCCAUAUCGACGCAGUCGAGCAAGGCGGACUUCAAGGAGAAGGAGCACAGCAUUCUGCGUCGCCAUCCCGACAUGACCCAAACGACGCUGUGCGGUGGCGUUGGCGGUGGCGGUGGCGGUGGUGAUGAUGGUGAAUCCUCGUCGACGACGACGGCAACGCACGAGAUGAUGACAAAGGCGGCGAUUGCGACCGCGCCGGUUAAUGCCUGUGAUAUGGGCUGUCAAACAAGGGAAUCGCUGUUUGCCAACAGUCCCAGCGCCGUUGCCACGCUAAUGAGACAAAAGUCCAGCUCGUCAUCGUUGGGCGGUGGCAGCGGAAUGGGCGUGGCUGUGAUGCCACCGCCACCGCCACGCUUCUUCAGCACAUUUGGCUAUGAUCAGGGCCUGGGUCCGGGCAUGGGAGGUGGAGGAGGAGGAGUAGGAGGUGGAGGAGGAGCUGGUGCUGGGAUGGGCAUGGGCAUGAUUGCGAUAUCGCCAACGCUGCCAGCUACAACGCCGCCGCCGCCAUCGUCGGCAUCUGCGCAGCUGCUCAACACGCUGACGCGUCGCAGCCAAAUGCACAACAUGCAACACGCGCCGUCGCAACACGAAUCCCUCGAGCUCGAGGAGCGGCACAGCGGUGUUGGCGGUGCAGGCGGCGGUGGCGGUGGCGGUGGCGGUGGUCAUCGCUCGCAUUAUGGUCUAAUAGUGGCAUCCGCCGUUAAGCCGCAGGAGAUGUGCCAUCAUCAUCAUCAGCACCAGCAGCAGCAGCAGCAGCAACAACAGCAGCAACGAACGCCACAUCAUGCACAUCCUGCGCAUCAGCAUCAGCAGCAGCAACAGCAGCAAGCGCCGACGGUGGCAACGCGAUUGCCGCACAUGAUGCACGCCCAGAAAGCACCAAGCCAAACGAUGCUGCCCUUGGGCAAGGCGGGAGCAGGCGGAGGCGGAGGGGGAGGUGGAGGCAACACUGCUGGACCGCAUGCUGGCGGUGGUGGUGGGAAGCAGCUGAAGAACGAGGAAUCCAAAGUGUUCAUCGACAUACGGAAUUCAGCGCCAGACGUGAUUAUCAUGACGUCCCAUUGACAUUUAAGGAUUGCCCGCCAAUCAACAGCAGCACUAGCAUCAGCAGCAGCAACAGCAACAGCAACGGCAGCAGCAAUAGUAACAACAACAACAACAGCAACAUUGACCAACAACAACGACGACGACGACGACGACAGCAUCACAAUGGUUGGCAUAUUAACCACAGCCACAACGGCGCCGCUGACACGACACGGACAUUCACGCAGACAAGCGCACGAGCCAGGACACGAACAAGGACACAGACACAGACACAGACAUGGACAUGGACAGGGACAUGAAGACGGCGUGGCGCAAUCAGGCAAACGAAUACGAAUAGCAAAACGCCAGCUUUCCGGCCGGAACAAAGUGUCGCAGUCGCAGUCGCAGUCGGAGCAGAUGCAUUUUUUCGUUUUUUAUGCGUUUUGUUUUGCACGUUUUUAUGCGGCGACUUUAAGGCCAGGUAAUGGCUUCCCUUAUUUUGCACUAGCACUUUAACUUUUAGCAUCAACAACAUUUUUCAAUUAUUUGUAAAUUGCAAUUGUUGCUCAGCUGUCUGCGAAAUGUCAAGACUAAAGCCAAGACUAAAGCACUCACACACACAUUACAACUACACUUUUAUUCACACACACACACACGCUCUGAUUACAACAUAAUACACUUGCUUACACAACGCACAUGAAGUCAGCAAGGUAGACACUAAGCAGACGCAACAUGGCGUAUGCGCAACGUCGAGAGACGACAACGACGACAACAAGCAGAAAGCGACAGCAACGCGUUCUUUGGCGUUGACCACUAAACUGAACCGUGUCUGCUAUCUGUUAUCUGUUAUCUACUACUAUGCUGUCCUGUCUCACAAGCAUACGCACAUAUGUUGUUUCACCUGUCCUGCUCUCCUUGCAUUCCUGCGCGUCGCCAGCACUUCCUCAGCUCCUGCUCUUUCUCCUAUUCUAGUGCUACCUUUCACUACUACAGCUUCUCUUCCUCCUACUCCUACACCUGCUCUUCCCCUGUCUCUUUCUCUAUUUCCUCUCCUGUCUCCUCUCCAGUCACUUCACCCCCAUCUACUCUCUCGACACCCUUCUUGCAGUUACUUCACUUGGCUAUCGCAUCGUGGCGGGUAACUUCUUCAUUUACAUGCAUGCGAAACGUGCCGACAGCUUGCCCGCUCACUCAGUCCAAGUCGAGUCCAAUCCAGCUCAGCUCAGUUCAGUUCAGUUCAGUUCAGUCCAUCCAUCAUCGCGUGGCACGUGCAACCAAACCGUGCAACGUCCAGCAAAGCAAUUUGCGUGAAAAUAGUUUUUUAAGUGAUUUUCGCCCUGCAUUCGUUACGCUGCGAGAUGUUUUAAUCAUUUAAUUAAAUUGUUUUCCAUUUACUUCAUCCUUUUACACCACACCCCACAACUUAAAUCUCACAUUUUACUUUGAUUAUCUGUUUGUGUAUUGCAUUCAUCACUUUCUUUUUAUUUUACUUGACUCAUCUUGGACUUGACUUUGGGUUUCAGAUUUUGGAGCCCUUUUUUUUGGCAAUUCAUUCAUUGGUUACUCAAAUAUCAUUUCACCGUCAGAUUUUCUUUCCAUUUGCUGGCGUUUUGAUUUCACUUUUCACUGUGCAAAAAGAAAAGAAAAACACCAACAAGCUGUCAGCUCACAAUUAGCACGGUCACCGUAUUGCGUUUUGGAUUUUCGAUGUGGCGUUCUGGCUUUUCUCUCUUAUCUAUCUGUGUCAAUCAGGGCGGAAAAAUCACUCUGCUUGGGCGUUCCAACAUUUCAAUUCGCUGCGAUUUUGUUGCCAUAAGAAGAGAGUUUUUUUAUCGUAUAUCGAUAUUGGAAUUCAUAUAAUUCACUAUCGAUUUUAUCAAUCGAUCAAUUAUAUUUUCAUUUCAAUUCGCUGCGAUUAGAUGAAAAAAUUUUUAUCGUCUAUCGAUAUUCAUUUGAUUUACUAUCGACAUGCUAUCGAUAGUUUUGCGAUGUAGUUAUUACAACUUUAUAUUUCAAUUCUAUCCGAAUUUGUUGCGAUUAGGUGAGAGCAUUUUUAUCGUCUAUCGAUAUUGGAAUCCAUUUCAUUUACUAUCGAUUGCAUACGAUGUAGUUAUUACAAUUUUAUGUUCAUUAAUAUUCCAACUAUCCUGCCUUUUAAAUAUCAAUAUUUCAGCUAGCAGAGCUUAGUUCUUAAUUCAACAUAUGACUCUUUAAAAUUAUGCAUACAUUAAUCACUUAAAUCGCCCGCUGAUACUAUCGAUAGUCAACAAUAUAUAUUUCAUUUGGUAGACUUUAAUAAAAAACACUAUGAGUCCCUUUUCAAACUUGCGAUUAAAUUGAAAGAACUCCAACGCCAAAAAAAAAA